CGAAUUGCAGGACGAGAGUAAGCUGGUGUCUCCGGGGCAUGGGAGAAGGAGCUGCGAACAUCUGGCGGACUUUUUGCACAUUGUGUGUGUGUGUGAGUGUGUGAGUUUGUGUAUGGACUCACUCACUAGUCAGUAAGAUUUGCGUAAGAUUUGCGCACUUGAAGUCGUGCCCGCUAGGAGCAGUGCCCGGGAUUGUUUCCUUUAGUGCCCACUCUGAGCUGCUGCUGCUGUUCAUCAUGCAGGACACGGCUUUGGUACAGAUAAGAGCCCUUUAACAGCUGGAUACUGACUGACUGGUAUACUGAGCACUAUCUUAUAAGGGAGCAAUGGCAUCACUUUGUGUCCUGGCAUUCCUCCUCCUCAACCUGCACUUGGCAUCCUUAGGUCCUCUGCUUGAUGCUCAGUGUUCACUGUCACCUCUUACUGAAUCCCACCCUGUCCAAGCUUUUCUGGAGAGUUUUACCGUUUUAUCUGGCUGUGCAAGCAAAGGAACAGCAAUCCACCCUCAAGAGGUACACAUAAUAAAUUUGAAAUGUGUGGAGGAAGAAAACUGUCGGCAUGAAAACGAGGUCACGUUACAUUUGACGCCAAUAUCUGCAAUUUCAGUGCAUCAGAAGCCUCUGGUCUUCAUCCUAAACUCUCCGAUCCCCCUAAUUUGGGAUGUUAAAACAGAGGGACUUGCAGCAGGUGUACGAAGAUUUUUUUUUGUUACUCAAGGCUCCUCUGUUAAAUACGAAGCAGGACAUUUGUCCUUGUUUUCAGAAACAGUCGAAAAACAUCUUCCUCAAGGAAAUGGAGAUCUGUUACAGUGGGCCCAAGAGAAUUAUGGAGCAGUGACAUCGUUCACCGAAGCUAAAAUGUCCAAAAAUAUUUACAUCAAAGUUGGUGAAGAUCCAGUUUUUCCUCCGACAUGUAAAAUAGAAAAGAAUUUUCUUUCUCUGAAUUACCUUGCUCGUUAUCUUCAGCCUCAGCCUGCUCUGGGUUGCAAAUUAACAUCUAAUGAAAAAACGGAAGUUCACAUAAUUGAAUUAGAUGCUCCAAGCUCCAAACAAUACAGUUCAUUCCAGGUGGACAUAAUAAUUGACAUCAGACCACUUCAUUCAGGCUUCAAGCUUCCCAGAAAUCUUGUUCUUAUCCUCAAGUGCAGAAAUGCUGUCAACUGGGUUAUCAAGACACACGAUGUUGAGGGAAAUCUGGAAGUACUGGCUGGUAACACAGUCAGCUUUGGAAAAGAGGCAGAUAAGUCAUUGUCCACAAGCAAAUUAGUGAUCCCUAACAUGCCAUCGUCAAAAGCAAAUUUAAUGAAAUUGGCAUCUGAGAGGGGAUUUAGCCCUGUAACUUCCUACACAUAUGCACCAGUUGCAAAUCAAUUCCAAAUCAGGCUCUUUGAUGACAUAGAAAUGAAUGAUGAAGAUGAACAUAUUCCUCCAGAGCUAACAAUACUGCUAGAUACAGAUAAACCAUUUAUACCAGAACAAUUUAGCCCAAUAGACAGAAAGAAUGGUAAGGAGGGAGAGGCUGUACAUUCCUCGACAGACAUGUUGGAUAAAAUAAUUCACAGUCUUGGAAUUGAAGAAUUUUCUCCGGAACACAAGGAACCUGAAGAAGUUCAGGGGAAUAUAAACAUAGCCCUAUCAGUGAAAUGUGAUAACCAGAAGAUGGAGGCUUCAAUAGAAAAGGAGAGCCUACAGGCAUAUGGAUACAUAGGGACUGAGCUUUCUCUCCUCGAUCCAACAUGCCGUGCAACAGAAAAUGCCACUCAUUUUAUCUUAAAGUCCUCUUUGACUGGAUGUGGAACACAGCAUAACAUUGACGACUUAAAAAACAUUGUUUACUACAACACUAUUGUUAUACAGCUGUCACCACCCACUGAGGGAAGUGGCUGGUCUAGCGAUUACGUGGAUUUGGAAUCUGGAGAUAACGGUUUUCCAGGAGACACAGAUGAAAUUGAAAUAGGUCUUCCCUACUUGAAGAGGCCUGAAAUUGUGGUGUUCAACUGCACAGUUCCACAAGAGACCAUGUCUUCUGAAGAUGUCAUAGUGUUUGUACCUCCAGAAUCAACUAUGAGCAAUGUUACAUUUAACAUGGAUCUCUAUAAAACAGAUUUGUUCCUUACUCCUUCUCAGAAGCUCUUCUCUGUUGCCGAAAAUGGACAAGUAUAUGUGGAGGUUUCAGUAACAAAGGCGGAAAAAGACUUGGGGUUCGCUAUUCAAACAUGCUUUAUUUCACCCCACUCCAAUCCAGACAUCAUGUCAGAAUAUACAAUAAUAGAAAAUAUAUGUCCAAAAGAUGAAUCUGUGAAAUUUUACAAUGUGAAGAAAAUGAACUUACCUGUUCUUCCGGAACAAAUGGAUAAAAAGAGAUUCAGCUUCAUGUUUAAAUCUGUGUUUAAUAACUCACUGCUGUUCCUACACUGUGAGUUAACCUUGUGCACCAAUAAUGGCAAAGAGAUGGAAGGGCUGCCAAAGUGUAUUCCUCCUGAUGAAGCCUGCACUUCCCUCAAUGUUGAGAUGAUUGUGGCGAUGAUGCAGAACAAGAAGACGUUCACUAAACCAUUGGCUGUUAUUACUUCUGUAGUAAAAACUCCAGAUCCUUCCUUAAAUACAAACCGGCCAAAUGUUACUCAAGCGAUUUUCUAUGGCCUGGAUACUCCUACAGUUGUAGGGAUUGCAUUUGCUGCAUUUAUUAUUGGAGCACUAUUAACUGGAGCAUUAUGGUUCAUCUAUUCUCACACAGGUGAAAAGGCAGAAAGGCAGCAAGUCCCUACGACCCCACCGGCUUCGGAGAACAGCAGUGCAGCACACAGCAUUGGCAGCACACAAAGCACCCCCUGUUCCAGUAACAGCACUGCCUAACCCAAGUGAAGGGAAGACUGAAGAUCAACGUGAAGGGCAGGAGUUCAAAGUCACUGUUUGUUGAUAUUACAUUUCUAAGCUGGAAAGAUUUAUUUGGCUUCUUUCUUAAAGGGAAGAGAGAGAUCUCAGUGUAACAUCGCCUGAUUUUUGUUUUUUUCCUGGUUGGAUGCAGUCUUUGGACCUGUCCGAAGCUUUUCAUGCCAAAGAGUGGUUAUACUACUAAUUAUGCAGUGUGUAAACCUGCAACAUGGGUUCCUUGGCUCUCAAUGUGAAGUGUGUGCCAGUUUAAAUAAUGCUGCUUCUGUCCUUUCAACCUGCAUCUGAGCUCCAUGGCUUUGUAUACCGCUGAAAUUAGAAAAAGAACACCCAUAUGGUAUAUUCUGAAGCUGCCAUGGGCGCUCUAAUGCAGUGUCAAUAUUUAGCCACUAUAAAGCAGCACUUUCUCUAAUGGUUCUUUAUUGCUGUUUUGUUGCUCUUCAUGCAACUUUCUGUGUUUAUUUUGACCUCUUCAGCUCUAUGCAUUUCUUCCUGGACCAAUAUUGCCCAAAGUUCAGUCUCAGUAAGCAUCUGUUUAUGUAGAGUAUGAGCAACAGCUUCUCUUAAUGUGACUGUAGAGACAGGGCCACAUAGAUAAAGCUUUAAUGAGUCUGCCUGCGGCACUUGGAAAAACACUUUACUCUCCAAGUGCCUUUUCAUGAGAGAGCUUUUCCAGGUCUCUGUAGUUUUUGUUGUUAUGAUACAAUAGAGAGGCUUUGGAUCUUGUGAGGGCAGUUUUCGAGGACAGAGGCCCUGAGAUCCUCAUUGUUCUUGAGUGUGGCUGAAGUCUAUUGCUGAGCAACAGACAUUAGCCGCCUUAGCUUGUUGUGUAACCUGAUAAUGGGUUUUUAACACUACCUGUGAGAAAGAUUGAUUGAAUGUAUACAAGAACCUGGAACAGUUGGAUAAAAAUAUUAUAUUGCUUCUAGUACUUUUCCAAAAAAAAGGGAAUUGUGGAAUAGAUUAUAUUAAAGUAUCCUGCCAUGUAAGCUCUAGUAAAAGAGGGAAAGAACUCUUAUUUGUGUUUCAUUCCAAAAGUUACACUGUAUAAUGGCUGCCAGUAGCUUUUAUAUCAGAACAGAAGGUUUAGAUGCCUAACGACUCGCAAUAACUCUUUUUUAUUUACGAUACUGUUUUCUCUGUGGCCAUAAGGAAAGUAAUGUAUUAAAAGUACUGGUCUGCUAUCUAAAAUAAGAGCUUGGUAGCUUUUAAUGUCAGAAUUUCUCAUUUAUAAGGAUACUGUAGGAUUAUCUCAUCAUAUACCUUAUAUAGAAUGAUUUAAAGACUGAAGUUUAUCUCACUGGUGACCAAGAGGUAGUUGGCAGGAAUAUGCUUCUGUGGCUUCUGCAGAUUUGAUAAUACAAUGAUUUAGUUUGUGAAUCUGUGCUACUACCUAGCCAGACAAAAAACAAAACAGUAUUUUGGCUGAUGGGGCCCUGAGCUGAUCCAUCUGGAAUUUUUAUUCCUGCAACCCCUGCACUCCCUUCUUCAGUAUCUCUUUAUGAAACCACAGACUCAAAGCCCAUAGAUUAAUUACUUUUUUUAUUUGAAACCCUUCUUAUUAUGUGUAUUUCAUCUGUUCCUUAUUCUAUAUACUACCCCAUGAAUGUGUAUACAUACAAAAUAGCUUGUUAAUCAUAUAAAAUUGUAGCUGUGAUGCCCAGUGACAGUAUUAUAACUGAAUUAUUGUUAUAUAUUUAUAAUUGUGAUAUCACUUGUAUUAUAAGCUAUACUGUUUUGCCAUCUAAAACCUAUUUGUUUGAGUCAUAAGACUGAAGUGCAAUAAUACACAUCACAGCAUUCCAAUACAGACUCCUAAAUUGUCCAAAAUCCCUGUCUAUGUAUAAUAAGGUAUAAUGUGGCCAAUGGUUGAAUUCAGUGUAUAAUUUCUAAGCGUGUAUAGUGUCCUUAUCCUUUUACAUAGUUGUACAUCUUCUUGGUGAUUUUUAAUAUCCUUAUUUACAGGAUGGGUUAUACAAUCCCAUUUACUGAGUGUUAUAUGGUUUCAAAAAGAAAUAUGUGAUAAUGGAGUAGGAGAACUUAGUGGUCAGUGACAUGUACUGUGAAAUAGGCACCCCAGUUGCCAUUGCUAAGGAUUAUAGCAGGAUUGCAUCUGAUAUGCUACAACUGGAUGCAAACUGCAUAUUGGGGGAUGCUCAUUCUACUAAAACAAAUAUUAAGGAUGAUGGAGUUGCAGCUUAGCAACAAAUGCAGGCAUGCAGUCUGUCUUUUCUCUACAGCAUAGAUCAUUGGAGGCUUCCAGUGGAGGUCGUUGGUGGUAUUGCAGUACUCCUUAUGCUUCAUUCAUGAUAAGCCUGUGUACUUAUUUCAUUCACUUGCAUGAGUGGGGCUAGUAUGUUGUGAUAUAGUAUUAUAGUGGGUUUUUUGCCAUGUCUUGCUCUCUUUAACUUUGCUGCUCAACAGCAUUGUUCUCAGCUUGUGCUCAGAGUUAGGAAAGCAAAAUGUUGCUAUCAGAGACAUUAAUAACCCAUUGUUCUUCUAAAGGCCUUGCAGUAAAUCUCACUGUGCUCAUACAUACAAGUGAGUAUGGACCGCUGUAGUCCCAGCUCUUUCCCCUGUAUCUAGUAGAGAGAGGCCGAAAAGGUCACAGUCUUGGGAGCAUUAUGGAGCCCUGAGUGACACCCGAUAGGUGGAGCAGAGUUUGGCCCAUAAAUUAGAAUACUACAGUGGUGCCCCUUGGUUUUUAGCUUUGCCAAUGGUUCUAUUAGUGCCUCUGACAGGCUGAGGAAUAAUAUAAGCUACAGAACCGUAUUGUUGGACAAUCAUGCGCUUUGCCUAACCUGCAGCUGAAUGUAUUUUAUAAGCAUAUUCUUUGUACAAAAAAAAUCUUUAAAAAUGUCUUCAAAGAAGACAAGAGUCUUUACUAUUCAUAUAGCUAUAUUUUACUACAUUCUAUAUAAAAAAUAUAUUUAAAUGUUUAAGAUAAAUGUUACUCUAUAAGAUUUUUUUGUAAUGAUAAUGUCAGUUACUGUGAAUUUUAACAUCCCCUUGUAAAUCCCCUCUGCCUUAACGUCCAUCUCAUAGUUGGCAUUCUCCAAAAUCCUGAAUCCAAAUAUGGGCUGGACUGCACAUGUUUGUAAACACUUUAAAUGUAUAUGUUUGAGGAAAAAAAAUAUUUGUAUUGUAUCAAUUUACUUUAUAAAAAUAUAUGUCUAUAUUUACAGACUUAAAGAUUAAAAAAAAACAUUUCUUUAUA
Molecule: messenger RNA, 6108 nt
Organism: Xenopus laevis (African clawed frog)
Lineage: Eukaryota; Metazoa; Chordata; Amphibia; Anura; Pipidae
Gene: tgfbr3.L
Product: transforming growth factor beta receptor III L homeolog
Exons: 17
Coding region: 327-2855 (842 amino acids)
Biological process (GO): transforming growth factor beta receptor signaling pathway; regulation of transforming growth factor beta receptor signaling pathway; cell migration
Cellular component (GO): extracellular region; plasma membrane
Molecular function (GO): type II transforming growth factor beta receptor binding; transforming growth factor beta receptor activity; glycosaminoglycan binding
Source: RefSeq, a predicted model, not a curated record